AUGACUGCUGAGUUUAAUAUCACCAAAACAUAUCUUAAGUUCUUAGAUGAUGAUAAUGAGAUGACUAUGCCCAUUGCGGCCAUUGAGGCACUUGUGACAAUGCUUAAAGUGAAAAAUCCGAGCACUUCUGCAGAGAUGAUUAAUGCUGUAAAGUCGUCGACUUUAGAGCUGACGACAUCGAUUCCGAACUCCAUAUCGCUGCAGGCGGGAUGUGACAUAUUCAUGCGGUUUGUGCUGCGGAACACACACUUAUAUGGAGACUGGGAGAGUUGCAAGCAGCACCUGGUUGAGAAUGGACAGCUCUUCGUGUCCCGGGCCAAGCGGUCCAGAGACAAGAUAGCAAAGAUUGGAGUGGACUUCAUUACAGACGACGACAUUAUCCUGGUACAUGGGUUUUCGCGGGCGGUGUUCUCGCUGCUGAGCUACACGGCUGAGAAGCUGAUUCGCUUCCGGUGUGUCGUGACCGAGGCACGGCCCUCCGGGCAGGGCAAGCAGCUGUAUGACCUGCUGCACGCAAAGGGCAUCCCGGUGACGAUGAUCGUGGACAGCGCGGUGGGGUCCAUCAUACACAAAAUCGACAAGGUGCUGGUUGGCGCGGAGGGCGUGGCCGAGUCCGGCGGCAUCAUAAAUCUCGUGGGGACGUACACGGUAGGGGUCCUCGCCAAGAACGCACGCAAGCCAUUCUACGUGGUAAGCGAAUCGCACAAGUUUGUAAGGAUGUUCCCGCUUUCCCCCGACGACUUGCCCAUGGAGCGUGACCCGCUGGACUUCUCGCGCAGCGACGAGUCAGAGCAGCUGCUAAGCCCGUCCAUCGACUACACCUCGCACGAGCACAUUACCGCGCUGAUCACAGACCUGGGCGUGCUGACGCCCAGCGCGGUUUCCGAAGAGCUGAUCAAAAUGUGGUACGACUAA
Eremothecium gossypii ATCC 10895 is the source of this 915-nucleotide messenger RNA. RefSeq names its product translation initiation factor eIF2B subunit alpha (gene GCN3). The record is from RefSeq and is marked provisional. The transcript has a single exon. Gene Ontology annotation, cellular component: eukaryotic translation initiation factor 2B complex. Gene Ontology annotation, biological process: translational initiation. Gene Ontology annotation, molecular function: translation initiation factor activity; guanyl-nucleotide exchange factor activity. NCBI's taxonomy places the organism in Eukaryota, Fungi, Ascomycota, Saccharomycetes, Saccharomycetales, Saccharomycetaceae. Bases 1 to 915 code for a protein of 304 amino acids.